Molecule: messenger RNA, 2292 nt
Organism: Oncorhynchus keta (chum salmon)
Lineage: Eukaryota; Metazoa; Chordata; Actinopteri; Salmoniformes; Salmonidae
Product: BTB/POZ domain-containing protein 10-like
Exons: 8
Coding region: 434-1930 (498 amino acids)
Biological process (GO): positive regulation of phosphorylation
Cellular component (GO): cytoplasm
Molecular function (GO): protein binding
Source: RefSeq, a predicted model, not a curated record
AAGCAAUUCUGCUGAAGACAAUCGUGUCGAGUCGGAAAAGGCUAUAUAAGGACACGCCUUACGCCCAAACCUUUAUUUCAUUUUAGAAUUAAUCACAAUGAGGUUAAGGUAAGGGUCCGUUUUAGGUUUUUGCUAGUGGGUUUAAGCGUCAACUGUGUCCUUAUAGUCUUCCCCUGUCGAGUCAGGCGAUAUCAGGACAGUAGACUGGGAGGUCGCACUACGUCAGAAGGGCUGCUCUGUGAGUCUGAUUCAGUGUCGUGGAAAAAAAACGCACAGCCAUUCAUUUCUACGGGUCUCCCUGUCUGAACUGAAUGACUGGUCCUCGCUCUUUUUCUUCUUUUUUGUUCCAAUUGGGGCGAUCGAGGCUUUCGAAAGAUAAUUUUACAGCUAGCAAGUCGAACAGUCUACGAAAUAAUGCUGAAGUUCGAAAGUAAUGCCCAAGGAUGCUGAACCGGCUGGCAAGGCUGCAUUGUUCGGAGGAGCACAAGUCCUUUGUGCUUUCAUUCCUCAGCUCAUCCCGUGCUGCUUUGUCUUUAAUUUGCCGUGCGAUACAAACGGUGCCCAGCCCCGCGUCCCAGUCCCUCAACUAGAGGCCGACCUGGUCAACAUGAACCUGCAUGGCGCUAGUGGAGGCCUCGAACGCUGCAGGGACAGUGAUCGCCGGAGGUCUAGCGACCGCUCCCGAGACUCCUCCCACGAGAGGGGCGAGGGUCAGCUGACCCCUUGCAUCAGGAACGUCACCUCGCCCACCCGACAGCACAACAGCGAUCGUGAGCGGUGUGAGGGUGGUUCCUCCUCCAGGUCGUCGAGUCCUCGGCCCCCCAGGGCCUUAAUCUCCGUGGGGCCCAGCUGCAUCGCAGCGAGCAGGAGCAGCCUUCUCAGUACUGAGACCCACUGUAAGAGUCUGGGCCAUGGACACGUGCACGGUCCCUGUGACCACCUCUACGUCUAUGAGAACGCAAAGGAGGGGACGCGCACAUUACGGACCGCCGAGAGGGUCACUCUGAUAGUGGACAACACCCGCUUCCUGGUGGACCCAGCCAUCUUCACCGCCCAGCCUAACACCAUGCUGGGAAGAAUGUUUGGAUCUGGGAGAGAAUACAAUUUCACUAGGCCCAAUGACAAAGGAGAGUUUGAGGUGGCAGAUGGAAUCAGCUCAACGGUUUUUAGAGCUAUCCUGGAUUACUACAAAUCUGGGAUAAUCUGCUGUCCUGAUGGGAUCCCCAUUCCUGAGCUGAGAGAAGCAUGUGACUACCUCUGCAUCUCAUUUGACUACAGCACCAUCAAGUGUAGAGACCUCAGUGCACUCAUGCACGAGCUGUCCAACGAUGGAGCGAGGCGUCAGUUUGAGUUCUACUUGGAGGAGAUGGUGGUGCCGCUGAUGGUCGCCAGCGCCCAGAACGGAGAGAGGGAGUGUCACGUGGUGGUCCUGACUGACGACGAUGUGGUGGACUGGGACGAAGAGUACCCUCCGCAGAUGGGAGAGGAGUAUUCACAGAUUAUAUACAGCACAAAACUGUACAGAUUCUUCAAGUACAUAGAGAAUCGAGACGUUGCCAAAUCAGUAUUAAAAGACAGAGGACUUAAGAAAAUCAGACUUGGAAUUGAAGGUUACCCCACCUACAAGGAGAAGGUGAAGAAGCGUCCUGGCGGCCGGCCAGAGGUAAUCUACAACUAUGUGCAGCGGCCCUUCAUCCGCAUGUCUUGGGAGAAGGAGGAGGGCAAGAGCCGCCAUGUUGACUUCCAGUGUGUGAAGAGCAAGUCCAUCACAAACCUAGCAGCCGCCGCUGCGGACAUUCCCCAGGACCAGCUGGUCAACAUGCACCCUGGCCCUCAGGUGGACGAACUGGACAUCCAGCCUCAGCCAAGCUACCACUACGAGCCAGACCCAGACGCCCCCUCAGAGCACUGUAGUGACGAGCGAGUUUGACAGCAGAAACCAAAUUGCCGUUGCAACUCUUGUGCAGCCUUAAGGCAAAAAAAAAAAACUGGUAUACAUUGUCAACAGCCUGGGAAGGAGUAGCAAAGCAUUGCCUCCUUGUACUGUUAACUGACCAAAGGAGAUUUUUUUUUUUUUAAAUCAAGAAUAUUUGAAUCACAAACUUGUCUGUGGGUGUGGUGGUGCUGCUGUGUACAGUUACAGUACUGUAGUUCCUAAAGGGUUUGGUUUUAUCCACUUCUGCUUGCUCUGCCUGUUGGUGUGGGUGAGACUGUUACUACAGUAGUCUACCACCAGAGCACCUGGGGAGCCUCACUGAUGCUUUGGCCUCAAUAAAGAUUUUUAUUUAAUGA